This is a messenger RNA of Sungouiella intermedia, 1119 nucleotides long. NCBI's taxonomy places the organism in Eukaryota, Fungi, Ascomycota, Pichiomycetes, Serinales, Metschnikowiaceae. The record is from the annotation of a GenBank genome assembly.
AUGUACAACCCGUAUGCCUCGGCCGCAGACGCCCAUUCACAGCAGAACAACUUGCAGCAUCCUAGGCCUCAGCAUGUGGCUCCUGUCAGCUCGUCCAAUCAAUAUUCAAGGUACAAUGCUCAGGGCCAGUACCAGCAACAACAAUACCUGAACCAAUACCAGCCCCAACAGCAAUACCAACAACAGCAACAACAACAACAGUACAAUUAUGAAGGUGGUCAAUACCAGGAGAACUACCAACAACCAGCACAACCCCAACCACAGGCACAGCACCGGCAAUACCAGCAACAACAUCAACAACAUGAGCAACAUCAGCAACAACACCAACUGAGUCAAGCCGGGCCUUAUGCCAACUUUCUUAGUGAUCCAGCGGCAUCUAUGGCGGCUCAGUUUGCCAAAAGCAGUUUUGGUCAGUCCAAUCAGUAUAUCCAACAGAACUUCGGGUCGUACAUGCCUCCCGCUGGUGAGUUGAAGUACUACUUCAAAGUGAGCAAUUCGUAUGUGUGGCGGAAACUUGCGCUAAUAUUAUUUCCUUACCGCCACCUGAAUUGGGCACGCAUGACUACGGCUGAGACCGCCGGAUCCAGUGGCUCUGGAGUGUCGUAUGCUCCUCCCAGUGAAGAUGUGAAUGCUCCAGACUUGUACAUUCCUUUGAUGUCGUUUAUCACAUACAUUUUGCUCUGGGCGCUUUUCCUGGGGUUGCGUGGAGACUUCCAUCCCGAAGUGUUUGGAUACUUGGCGUCACAGACGUUGGCAUGCCUGUUUUUAGACAUUUUGAUCUUCAAGGUGGGUCUCUACUUGUUGAACUGCUCCACCCAAAGUCUGUUCUGGGAUUUGGUCAGUUUCUCUUCUUACAAAUAUGUGGCUAUUAUUGUGUUGUUGUGCUGGAAGACGGCAUUUGGCUCUCUGUGGUUAAUGUUCUACACGGUGUUUCUACUUGUGGUUGGCAGCUUGUCACUUUUCUUGAUGCGGUCGUUGAAGUUCUUGGUGUUGCCCAUUGGUGCGACUGAUAGUUCUGCCAUUACCAUUUCCAAUAAUCAGAGACGUCUUCGCGUGCAGUUUCUCUUCAUCUACUCGGUGGUGGUGCAAUUUCUUAUUGUGUUGUUCAUGUCCCGUUAA